UACAGUAGGAACAUACUAUUCACCAUUGUUUGUUCUAGGUUCCAGUGCCUCCGUUCAGGUCUGUUCCAGUGCAGUAUAACAUGCCUGGUGUUUAGGAUGGAGGGAGAGGGAGAGGUGCUCUAUAGGACAGUCCCCUGGGACAGGAGGCUUCUAGCCCAGAGUGGCAAGAGACCUGCAGGACCCCUGUUCAACAUCGACUGCCCUCAGAAGUCUGUCUGCCAACUACACCUCCCACACUGUCAGAUUCAUUCUGGUAAGUAUUCAUUUCAAGUAACUUUCAGGAAUAAAAGAGGAAUUUCACUUUCAAGACUGCUCUAAAGAAGAUUACUCUGCUAAUAUGCUACAUUGUCUUGGUUGUCAUUUAUAUUGUAGUAUAUCUGAGAAAGAUCUAAAUAUUCUCUUUCUUUCCCAGGUGGUGGAUGUGACUUCCUGUCUGUAGCCCAUGUGACUGAUGACAUCAUUGAGUGUCUUCCUCCUCAUGAGAUAACAGAAACACACAUUAUAAUAAACAUCACUGGAUUCUCUGCUUAUGGUGAUGUCACGGAUGAUGAUGCUCCCAUCUCCCCUAUCCAGGGGCUUGUGUUGUUAUUCCACCAACUGUUUGUCCCUGAAGAAAGGUCCAUCCUGAAUGUGUUGUUGCUUCCCAGUAAUGUUGUGAGAAAAGAGGUGAGCUGGAGCCCUACAACCCCAGAAACCUUAUUCUAUCUGGCUGGAGUUCAAUCAAACACACAAUGGGAAAUGUAA
Molecule: messenger RNA, 744 nt
Organism: Coregonus sp. 'balchen'
Lineage: Eukaryota; Metazoa; Chordata; Actinopteri; Salmoniformes; Salmonidae
Source: the annotation of a GenBank genome assembly